UGACGUCAGUUUAAAAAAAUAUGGCGUCGAACACAGAGAAGAAGCUCGUCCGCUCCAAAAGUGGUCUCCGAAUGGUGCCUGCUGAUGAAAAAGUGCAAAGUCCAUUUACACUUUCGGAACCAGAGUGGACACCUGACAAUGUGUGUCGAGUCUGUCAGAAUUCAGAAUGCCAACUCAAGUUUGACCUCUUUCACAGAAAGCACCAUUGUCGACGUUGUGGAAAGUGUUUCUGUGACAAAUGUUGCUCAGUUCAGAUUGCCUUACCUCGCAUGUGUUUUGUUGAUCCUGUGCGUCAUUGUGAGAUCUGCUUAAAUGUCACCAAAAAGGAGAAUGAGUUUUUUGAUAAACAUCUGAAAGUUCUCCUAAAUGGAAGUCUUCUCAACAUCCUGGAUGAUAACAUUGACACCAGCCAGAGUGAAGGUUUUACAUGCAGACUAUCUCAAGACCACAGAAAACUGGAGUUUGUUGGUGAGAACUCCAAGAGAGAGCCUAUUUCAAUAGAAAAAAUUGAGAGUAUUCAAAUCAUGGCCUCGGAUUGUGACAUGCAUGGUAAUCGGCUUGGAACUGGGAUUGCUAUGCGUUAUAAAGUAGGGGACAAGAGUAGCUCAGACAUAGAGAUCCUGAAGAUGGCUGUUGACGAAGGAAUGAACAAGAAGCAGGGGAUAUCUUGGAUAGCUGCCAUGCAGAAGGCUUUUAAAAUGAUAUGUGAAUCAAAGACAGGAUGACAGCCUAACAGUAGAUAUGGACGGGAACUUGACCAAAGAACAGAAGUCGGCUACAUCUGCUUCCAGAUAAUUGCUAUAGUCAGAUCAUAAAAUGGCAUGAAUCACUUAUUCAAUCAGUUUACUUUUACUGCUUUAUUCAUACUGGACAAGAACAUAAUUAUAUGUGGAAGAGUAUGCUUUAUGCAGAAUAUGUCACUGUGCCAUUGUCUUGUGUAUGUGGUACAUUAAUAAGGUAUCAGAUCUUUAAAUGCUAAUAACUGCUAAUAUCUUAUUAUUUUAAAUGAUUAAUUUUCAUAUUAUGGUAUUUUGAUGUGUUUGUGAAAUAUAUAGUUUAUGUUAUGAAGCUAUUAUCUUAAUGAGCAUAUUAGGUAAUUACUCUUAAUGGAUUACUUAAAAUUUGGAAUAUACCAAAUUUGUUUUUUAAAUAGUGGGAUAAUUUUUUUUUUGAUGGAGCAGGUUGGGGAAGGGUGGAUACGUUGUAUAUGAAGCUCAUCUUCAAACUGACAUUAUUCCUAAAAUUUUCUAAAAUAUUUGUGCACAAAUUGUUAACAUGUAUUCUUUGCGUCACAAAGUAUUAAACUUCCCAUUUAGUUAUCGGACGAUUUUAAAACAUAUAUAUGUUUAUCACUGAGGUAUUUUAUUGUCUUGCAUGUUGGUCUGUGCCUUGAUCAGUCUAAUAAAUGCCUUAGGUAGACUCUGUCCCUGCUUCUUCUGUAGUGGGACUAACUGCUGAAAGAGAGCUGUAGAGCAUAUCUACUUUUGAGAACAAGCUUCAAUCAAACUUUUACAUCUCCUGCAUUGAACGUAAUCUGAUUCUCCUCAUAACUCCCUGUGGUACCAGCUUAUUUUAGAAGUGUUCUCAGCAAGUAACUAAUCUUUAUUUUAGAUUGUCUGUUACCGAUACGCAUUUCCUUAGCAUUGCUUAAGAGCGGUAAAACAGGUAAUAUUUUCAAGUUGAUUUUAACGAGUAUCAAGUAAAAAUGUUGCUACACAUUCCAUUAGAAUAGUUAUCAUUGGAUUCCAUCUACAUGUAUUUAAUAUUUCAAAUUUGGCUGUUUUAUGUUAAGACUAAAUUUAGCAUACACAUAAAAGCAUGCAAGAAUGUCAUUUUAAGUGAUGGUGCAAGUUUUGCUUUAGCUGAUUGUCCAUGAUGUUCCUUAACUACUUAAGGCAGCUGAAUAUGUGGCAAAGUUCUGAGUUUAAAAAAUCAGGAAAUCAGUCUGUGUAUGUAUAUUGAUCUGAAAUCUGAUAUUGCAUAGCUCCAUAUGCACAGAUAAGUCCCAUAAGUUAGAUUUAGUGUGAAGUAAUUCAGUAUCUUGUUAAAAGCUUUAAAAUUGUUACUUGUUUUUAGUUUCAUUAUCAAGCAACAUGUUAAAACGGUUAGUUGAUUUUGUUUUGCUGCCUUUUUGGGAAAGUACUUGUUUCCUCCCCUGAAGCUGCCAUAAACCAGAGAUGCAAAUUUCUGCCUUGCUGGUUAUGUUUGUUUUUUAGCUUGGUUGCAUAUCUCUUCCAAUAUUUUUGCUGAGGCCACCUCUGAAAUACCUGAAUUUUUUGUUUGAUCAAAUUUACUUAUGCAUAUAAAACAUAGAAGCUUCUCUCUUGUCGAGAGAUUAAUUGGCAUUGUAACUUAUUUGUACUAGGACUCUAUUCAGCCUUCUAAAAAAUACAGUGGCACUCACACUUUUUUUUUUUUUUAGUCUUGUGUGUUUCUCAAAUCUCUGGUCUUAGUAUAUGAAAACUUGUUUGCUUUGUUAUCUUGUUUCAUGCUAUUGUUAAGACAAAAUGGCAUUCCAUGUAUCUAUUAUAAUAUUUUGUACAGCUUAUAAUAAAAAGUACACCUAUGCAAUUUUAUAACACAUUAAAAAAUGCAAUGAAGCAGUACCAAUUUAUUAAAAAACUGCAUGUUAAUAUUUGUUUUCCAACUUUUUCUUAAAAAUCCAUAUCAUAUUUGUCUUGUAAGGUGAUUUCAGGACAAAGUUAAUACAUCCAUGGAUUGGCAUUUUUUUCUUUGUUGAGAAAUAAGAUAAAAAGAAUGUUCAUAGGCAUCUGUAAUAACCACAUUUGUUAAGUGUAGGUAAAUAGAUACUGGUGCACACUGUUGUGGAAUCUGCUUUCAUGGAAUACAGUGGUAAUGUGUCAGAAUACAGACAUUUAGCCCUUUUUUGAUGUAUAAAUAAGGAAUACAUCUUAGAGGAUUAAUGAAUCAGAAUCUUCUACAGUUAACUAUAUAAAUGACCAUAAAAUAGUUAUAUGUAUGCUUUAAAAAAAAGUAGUUGAACAUUUAAACAUUUAAGUAAAAUUUUAUUUGCCUAAUGCAUUUAUAUGUUCAGUCUAAUACUCGAUGCUUUCAUGAAUUAUCUUACAAACACAUAAAAAAUAGUUUUAAAGAAAUUUAUGUGUAUGUGUGUGCAAGGAUGUGUGCCUGAUUUUUAUCUGAUACUCAAAAGAUAUUUGGGUAUAUGACUUAAUUGGGUUUCAUGUACACUGGAUUUCAUUAUAUUUUGAUGGAUAAUUUCACAAAGAUUGUAGUGUGGACAUUCAGAUGGCUUGAUCAAGUACAGCUUUCUAGUUAAUUUUGAAUUUGACUUGUGGUAUAACACAUUUGGUUAAAUAUUUUUUCAAACACCAUUGGUGCUUGAGACGGUUGGAUAGUGAGUGCAUCAAAGGGGAAUGAGGAUGAUACAAAUAUUUUGGGAAUUACAAAUGUGCCAUAGCUAUAUUUAGAGUGUCAUUUAAAAUUACUGAUGCAUUACAGUCCUUGCUUAUGAUCUGUCUGAGAGAAAUCAAGGUAUUUAUGAAUUUUGCAUUAUUUGUUUUUGUUUAUUUAUUUUUUGCAUCUUCAUUUGAUAAAGGUGCUAUUCGCAAACUCUAGUCUUUGAAAUCUCGAGGUUUGAUUCAUUGAAAUUCUUGGAAAGGGAGAGCAAUGUUACUUUAUUAUCCAUGAUUGUGAUACAACCUUACAUGCUAGGCCUCAUCUCAAAUCCUGAAAAUGUUGUUUUCCUUCAGUUUGUAAUGUACACACACCUUAAUGUUUGAAUCCCUUUACCCUGUGACAGGUAUAUGUAAUAUAGUGAAAAAAAUGUCAACAUUAACCCACCCCAACCUCUUUUUGUCCCAUCUUUCUCAGAACGACGUUGCAUACCCAGGUUUAUACUCUCUCUCAUAGUCUAAAAAUGUGAGAGGUGAAAUAAACACGCAAUAGAGGGUAAAAAAAAAAACUGGCCGGUGAUAUGAUACAAUUUACUUUUAGGGAUACCUGGCUUUGAGCUUCACUUGUUAAUGCAAUUUUUCUCUCUCUUUUAUUUUUUGUUUUCUGAAAAGGAUGAACUUUUUAAAUAUUUUACUGUGUAUUGCAUAUUAAACAAUUUCAAAAAUA
Pomacea canaliculata is the source of this 4101-nucleotide messenger RNA. RefSeq names its product zinc finger FYVE domain-containing protein 21-like. The record is from RefSeq and is a predicted model, not a curated record. The coding region runs from base 21 to 725 and encodes 234 amino acids. Gene Ontology annotation, molecular function: metal ion binding. The transcript is spliced from 7 exons. Lineage: Eukaryota; Metazoa; Mollusca; Gastropoda; Architaenioglossa; Ampullariidae.